Monosiga brevicollis MX1 is the source of this 2418-nucleotide messenger RNA. RefSeq lists its product as uncharacterized. The transcript has 17 exons. Gene Ontology annotation, molecular function: histone demethylase activity; DNA binding. Gene Ontology annotation, cellular component: nucleus. The record is from RefSeq and is a predicted model, not a curated record. NCBI's taxonomy places the organism in Eukaryota, Choanoflagellata, Craspedida, Salpingoecidae. Bases 1 to 2418 code for a protein of 805 amino acids. Gene Ontology annotation, biological process: chromatin remodeling.
AUGGAUGCCGCGGCGAAGCGGCCCAAGCUGGAGCCCGAAGAGGUGCCGCAGAGGAAUGCGGCAGCCGUGCAGUUGAAUACACCAUCACAGGCUACAGAAGAUUCCAAGGCUCCAAAUAGCAUCAAGCAGGAGGAUGUCACCGCCACCUCUGCCUCUCCUUUGACCGAGUCAGCAGGCCCUGCUGUCCAGGCCCAAGCCAAGGCGGAGCCGCCCUCGGUGCACCCUGGCGUGGUCCAUUGCCCCGUCUUCCGUCCAACCAUUGAAGAGUUUGCGCAGCCGCUUCAAUAUAUUGAGCAGAUUCGGCCCGAGGCCGAGGGCUUUGGCAUCUGCAAAAUCAUUCCUCCAGAGGGGUGGGACCCCCCUUUCCCGUUGGCAGAUGCAGCCUUCAAGUUUACAACGCGAGUUCAGCGCACCCAUUUGCUGUAUGACCGCGACCAGCCCAACAUCUUUAUACGCGCUCUGCAACGCCACCUGGCAGGCGAGAACGUUGUCAUUGCUCCAUGGCCAGCCAUUGCUGGUUUUGAGAUUGAUCUUGAAGUGCUCUAUCAUGUCGUGGAAGACCUCGGAGGCUGUGACACUGUCGGGGAACAAAACUUGUGGGAGGAAGUUGCAGCGCACCUCAAAGUACCACUGCUUGCGGCCCAUGACCCCGUGCGCCUCCAAGCCAUUUAUUACAAGUACCUGGUCACAUUUGCGCUCCUGAGCGAGGAGGAGCGCGCCAAUCUGAUGAGUGCCGCACGCGAUGAACCUGCUGACACAAACGACGACUUUGGCUUUGGAUAUGGCCAGCAGUACUCGCUCGGGGGCUUUCGCCGAGUUGCUGACAGUUUCAAAGCGGCCUGGUAUCCCGAUCAUGACCCCACGCCGGCGGAGAUUGAACGAGACUACUGGCGAAUUGUCGAGGGGCAACGCCAUGUGAGCGUGCUAUAUGGCAGUGACAUUGAUGUGACAACACAUGGUUCUGGGUUUCCCACGGCGUUUGACGAGCCCUACUCCAAAUUCGGCUGGAAUCUCAACGUGCUGCCUGGCUUGCCAGAAUCCGUGCUAAAACACGCUGAUGGUAUCUCUGUUGAAGACAACUACCUCUACUCAAUCAACUACAUGCACUUUGGCGCCGGCAAACGCUGGUAUGGCUGUCCAUCGUCACACGCGCGGCAGUUUGAAGCUUCCUUUCGGCGACGGCUGCCCAACGCUUUUGCCCACAACCCCCACUUGCUGCAUGAUAUUGUCACCCAGCUGUCUCCCGGCAAACUAGCAGAGGAUGGUGUGUUGAUCACUACCUGCGUGCAAGAGCCCAGGGAUUUCAUUGUCACUUUUCCCCAGUCGUAUCAUGGCGGCUUCAGCAACGGCUUCAACUGCGGCGAGGCCGUCAACUUUGCCUCCCCCGACUGGCUGCCCUUUGGCUUUAAGGCCAUGCAAGACUACCAUGCGCAGCGGCGACCGGUCUCCAUCGAUCAGGAAAAGCUUCUCUGCGAGAUUGCUCAAAAGGAGUCUCAACAAGCCGUGCUUCAAAAGGUGCUGCCCUUGCUGCAGCACAUGCGCGCCAGCGAAAAGAAGAAUCGACAACUGCUCGAACAGAUUGGAGUCACAAAGAGCACAGACCUGGACGAUUUGUUAGUGGCACGGCCAGACUUGCUCGACACCCGCACAGACAAGGUGAAUGCGGAGGCAACUGGGGCCCAUGCUAAUGGCUCAGCAUUUGCAACCAUGGCCAAGCCCAUGUCUUUACACAGUGGUGGAUCAACGGCCAGCAAGAUGAACAUGAAAAUGCGGAUGCGGGCCAAGCUUGCCACCACCGCGAUCACCUGCGGUCGCUGUCGGCGCAUUUGUUUUGCAUCUUUUCUUUGGUCGCAAAAGCCGAUUCCCAAGGACCCGGAUGAUGCGUGGAGUCAUGUCGAUGCCGAGCGUGACGAGCUGGUGGGGCACUUUGCCUGUGCCACUUGCAGUCUCGAGGCGAUUGAUGAGUGGGAUGGCAGCCAACAUGGCCUCAGAAAGCGCAUCGGACCACUUGCGAUGCAGCAUCUGCCUGGAACCUGCAUCCUGGAGCUGCUGGAGCGGCGACAGCGGUGUCCCACCUGCCGUUCUGAGAUCCACAGCGCCCAUCCCUCUUUUACCUUACGUGGUCUGGCACACGAGCAGCGCUUGCGUGAAGAUUUGCCCGUGCCAAGCAGUGAGGAGAUUCAAGCCAUAGAUCGCCAGCUGCUGCAGCAGCGUGAGCAGGCGCUGAGCAUGCAGCGGCAACUUCGUGGCUGGCUACAGUGGCUCAAGAACGACGACAAGGGCCGAAUUCUGACCGGAGUCCUCUGCGGAUACGUAUUGAUUGGGAUUGAUCAUAACGACCUGUCCCUGUUUGACAUGGUAGUUGUACUGGCUGCCACCAUUUGCAUGCUGAGUCACGCCUUUCCCAUUACGACUUGA